Molecule: messenger RNA, 858 nt
Organism: Hyla sarda
Lineage: Eukaryota; Metazoa; Chordata; Amphibia; Anura; Hylidae
Product: uroplakin-3b-like
Exons: 7
Coding region: 1-858 (285 amino acids)
Source: RefSeq, a predicted model, not a curated record
AUGGCUCUGCUCAUAAAACUGGGGCUCCUGCUGCUGGGGGCUACAGCCACAUCUGCAGUGGUUCGAUUUUAUGUUCCUCAAGUUACAGUCAAGACAGUUUUAGGGAGGCUGACGAAUAACAGCUUCGCGCUUGAUCAACCACAGUGCAUCUUUCACCAGUAUAACACAACUAAUGUGUGGUUGGUUACUGCACUGGAUAGUGUUGUGCCAAGCUUGACUGUAAAAGAUCUCAGUAAUCCAUCUGAUUACAAUUUAUUCCAAACUAAAAAAUACUAUCAUCUCUACCAGAUGCCAGCGGCCAAUUUCCCAUGCUCUGAUACCGCUCCAAAAUCCAAAGCUUUGAUUCCGAUUGGAACUCAAUUCAAUUGCCUUAAUGUUUCAUUUUGUAAUGGCAUCUUAACAGUAAAUGGACCUUAUCGGGUUAAGUUUGUCUUGCUGAACAACACUCAACUGGUCCAAGAGACUCGCUGGUCUGAUAAAAUCAACCUUGUAGCAGGAAAGAGCUCAACUACUAUUGAUACAUGGCCUGGAAGGUAUAGUGCAGGCAUGAUCGUAAUUGUCGUCAUACUCUCCAUUCUCCUGUCUCUUUUGCUUGCAUUCCUAAUAGCUGCACUUGCCGUUGGAAGCAAAGAUAUUUGUUGGUGCCACACUAUUGAUAAUGAAGGAUUUCUGGCCAAAGAAGAAUUUCAUUUGGAUGACUUUAAUAUACCUCCAUACAUCCCACAUAGUACAUAUAUAACUCAUUUGAGAGGGACAAAGACUCAACAACACAAAAGCACCGUGUACACAGUGCAGUUCCGCAGUGGUUGGAUAGUCCGUCCAACAUAUUGUUUUCCACAAACGCAAUCUAACAGAUAA